Molecule: messenger RNA, 1917 nt
Organism: Phytophthora sojae
Lineage: Eukaryota; Oomycota; Peronosporomycetes; Peronosporales; Peronosporaceae
Exons: 1
Coding region: 1-1917 (638 amino acids)
Source: RefSeq, a predicted model, not a curated record
AUGCCGCUGUUCUCCCGGUCCUCGUCUCGGGCCGGAAGCGGCAAGUCCAAGUCGCACCGCUUCUCGCUGCGCAAGCACCACCGCCACCUCUCGGACGCCGACGCCGACUCGGUCUCGAGCAUUAGCAGCAGCCGCAGCAGCAGCACCAGCCACUCGGACAGGAAGCCGCGCCGCCAGACGCAGCCCACGACCACGCGCGAGCCCGAGCAGACCAUCGUCGUGCCGCGCGCCACCAAGGCCAAGUCGCUGCAGACGCAGCCGUCCACGCUCUCGUCCUCCGUCCGGUCCUCGGUCUCCACGCUCCGCAGCAGCACCAGCCCCGAGAACCUGUCGGGCGGCGAGAACGACACGGAGCUCUCGGAGCUCUCGGAGGACUCCGAGGCCAGAGACUCGGUGAACACGCCCCCGCAGAGCCGCGCCCCGAGCACGCGCAACAGCCGACACAGCGCCUCGUCGCGCAACAACCGCAACAGCCUCGCAGAGUACCGCCAGCUCCAAUGCUCCAUGUCGUACAAGAACCGCGUCAACAGCGACGCAUACCGAGGCAACAGCUCCAGCUCCAGCGACUCGCGGAUGAGCGACCGCAUGAGCGACAUGCGCACGUCCUUGGUAGAUGGAUUCCGCACUACGAACUCGUCGGUGCGCUCGUCUGAAGGCCACAGUCUGCUCAACGCGCGGAUAUCCGAGUCGUCCACGGCGAUUACGCCUGCAGUUCCGGCGGUGCCGGAGACCGCGCCGCUCCCACCAGCCCCAGCAGCUCCUUCUGCGGCCGCCCGGUUCUCUGAGGCCUCGAACUCGUCGGCCACCUCGAGAAUGACGGAGGCCAAUGUAGCGGCGCUGCAGACGCGCCGCGCGUUCCAGCAAAUGGUCUUGGCCAUGGAGGACGAGGAUUCAGGUGACGAGUACGAGUCGGACAGCGACGCGUGGAGAACCAGCAGCGCCGAGAGCUCUCAGGGCAGCUCGGGUGUCGUGCGUCUGGGCGCGGACGAGUACAGGAAGUUCCAGUUCCGCCUUCGUCAGCUCGAGGAGCUCACGGCGGAGCAGGCGAAGAAACAGGCAGACAUGGAGCAGACCAUCGAGCAGGAGGUGCAGGCAAGAACCCAGAAGGUCAUUGAGGCCAUGGAGAAGCAGAUCAGCAUGUACAAGCAGGCGAAGGAGCUGGAGUGCGAGCGGGAAGUGCAGCGACGAGUGUCGGAGCACCUGGAGAACCCGAGGCUCAGUCGCAGUGCUAGCCGUGCCAGUAUGUCGCAGAGGUCCUCGGCAUAUGGCCUGCGCCCGAGCAGCAGCGUCGGCAGCUUCCGGGACAGCUACAACAUUUCUGGCUCCAUCAAGGAGGAGGGCAACUCCCUGGAGAAGCUGCUGCACCCGCGCCGGUCGCGCAAGCGUCUGGAACAGCUGAAGGAGCGCGAGGAGGCACAGAAGCGCGAGAUGGAGCAGUUCCGGGAGUUCAUCCGCACGACCGAGAUGCGCGUCACUCAGACGCAGGGCGUGGACGGUGUGUUGACAGCGGCGCAGCUGGAGAAGGCCAAGAGCAGCCUGGAGGAGCUGGCCGACCCGCUGCUCCCGGAGUCGCUGCUGCAGUCUUCACCUUCGGACCUCAUCGAACUCAUCUGUGUGCUGCGCAAGAACGGACAGGAGCAGGAGAAGCAAAUAGAGGAGGCCAAGGGCCUCGUUACCGCCGCGAUUGAAGCGCGCGAGGACGCCGAGGCCACGGCACGUGAAGCCAUGGAGCUCACGCUCAUGCUGGACGCCAGAUUAGAGCGUGCGGCGCGCGACGAGCAGAAGUUGGUGCGGCAGGCGCGGCAGCUUUCGGCUGCCGACGAGUUCCGCCACGCGCGCGAGUCGCGCGGCUUCAGCGGCGCGUCCGACUGGCAGUCCGGCACGCCCGCGUCGACUUCGUCGCGGCUGCUUGAUUAA